This is a messenger RNA of Serendipita indica DSM 11827, 1488 nucleotides long. The record is from the annotation of a GenBank genome assembly. NCBI's taxonomy places the organism in Eukaryota, Fungi, Basidiomycota, Agaricomycetes, Sebacinales, Serendipitaceae.
AUGGCCACUCACGUCCCGUCUAGCUCGACUCCCCCUCUGGGCAGACAAAGGGCCCUCGAACGAAUUCCGCUCGAGUUAUGGACGCUCAUACUCCAAGACGUUGUUGCCGAGUACGCUCCAACUCUCAACGGCACAUUUAUCCACAACCUCGAGCUCAUGCGCAACUGGAAAGACAACGAGCAUCAACGGACGAGAGCAAAGGCGACGUCUUUGCGGCGUACACUCUCACUCGUCUGUAGAAAAUUUUACCGCAUCCUCGCCAACAUGGACCAUAGGGUCACCGUCGUAAGUGGCGGCUUGCUCACACAGCUUGGAAUGCACAACCUUGAGCAUUCAAAGAGCGUCUUCUUCUACCCAGCACAGGAUAAGCUGGAACCCUCUCUACAAAGCGUAGAGUUUCUCGCCCUGCGCUUUCUGCAUGUCGAGAAUCUCCACUUUGACCUCUGCGACUUGCUCACCCGCUCACCGCGACUUUACGCUCUAUCCAUCGGGUUUCCAUACCCCACAUCUUUUCUCUGGAGCGUCUUUGACCACUCAGUGGCCAGUCAGCUAACACACUUGUCUCUGACGAUGAAAAGGGGCAUGUGGCUGGAGCCAAUUUCACUCCAGUCUCUCCAUUUUCUCCGUCUAAAUUUUGUUCGCUGGUGCGACUAUACGUUGACCACAAAGACGAGCGGGCGGGAGAUAAUGCCGUGCGCCUUUCCCCGGCUGUCCAGUCUCGUCUUGUGUGGACAUAUGGCAGAAGGGUGGUUCCCACAUCUAGUCCCCUUCUUGCAGCGUCAUCGUGACACAGUCAUCCGACACGCGAAUGAGCUCAUUCUCGUCCGGAGCUCAGGAGAAGAGGAGAAAGCAGUGACGGCGCCCUACUUUGGAGCGCUCAAAUUGUAUCGUGCGUCGGUCAAUGAACUCUUCGCAACUCCUCACAGCGCAAAUCCUCUCCCUGGCGAGACGCUGCUGCCGCUCACCAUGCUGCUCAAUUCGAGAAGUAUUCGCAUCCUCGCAGGUCGGAUAGAGGAGGAAGGUGCGGUGCCGAGUAUGCAGACGGGUAUUCGUCUCCCCGGAACGUUGUAUAGCGUCAAUCAAGUGAUGAUGUACAGACCAUGGGACAAGACUGCACUCGAACUCGAGAUACCCACAGAUCCAGCCCACAUCUCUGCCAUUAGGUGGCUCAUCUCGCGUGGAGUUCAGGUAGUUGAUUGCCACGAGGUAGAUUUUGACGACUUUGCAAACUUCUGUCCUCGGCCAGAGCAGACCGAAGAGGCCGAGGGUAAUGCUGACGAAACCUUGACAAGCUCUAGUCCUCAGACAGAGCAGAAUGAAGAUGCCCCCGACGAUGCUAACGAACCCACAGAAGCAGCGCUUCACAACCCCUACCCCUACCCCGACCAGCAACCACCCGUCAUUCCGAUCCUCCAGGGUCCCUCAUCUUUAUGGAGCCAAUUCAUCGAUUUUUCUCUCGACUUACUGAGGCAGUCACUCCUAUCGUAA